This is a messenger RNA of Condylostylus longicornis, 6563 nucleotides long. It is a transcript of the gene pAbp, whose product is annotated as polyadenylate-binding protein. NCBI's taxonomy places the organism in Eukaryota, Metazoa, Arthropoda, Insecta, Diptera, Dolichopodidae. Gene Ontology annotation, molecular function: mRNA 3'-UTR binding; poly(U) RNA binding; poly(A) binding. The transcript has 5 exons. The record is from RefSeq and is a predicted model, not a curated record. Gene Ontology annotation, cellular component: ribonucleoprotein complex; nucleus; cytosol. The coding region runs from base 287 to 2236 and encodes 649 amino acids.
GUAGACGAGUAGAGUCCCCUGUCGUGUGUGGUCGUGGCAACAUUAUUUGCACGGCUUCUCACAUUUUUUUUUUUGUGAAAAAAAUAUAAAAAAAUAAAAAAAAUAUUAAAAAAUUUUAAAAAUCCAAAAAAAUCGUAAAAGUAGUGAAAAAAAAAAUUUAUUGAGGUGUUUAAAAAUAUUCACUUUUUUUUAAUUUGAACUUUCUUGCAAGAAAAAGGUAUUUACUGCAGAUUUAAAAUAAAAGAUUUGAAUUACUUAGGUUCAGCGAAAGAAAAAGCCAGCAACCAUGAAUCCCAAUCCUGGAGGGCCGAAUUACCAAAUGGCGUCGUUGUAUGUUGGCGACUUACAUGAAGAUAUUUCUGAAGCAAUGCUUUUUGAUAAAUUUUCUACAGCAGGGCCAGUAUUAUCCAUUCGAGUAUGCCGUGAUUGCUUAAGUCGUACUUCACUUGGCUAUGCAUACGUUAAUUUUCAACAACCAGCUGAUGCCGAGCGUGCUUUAGAUACCAUGAACUUCGAUUUAUUGAAAAAUCGACCAAUAAGAAUUAUGUGGUCUCAGAGAGAUCCAUCACUUCGGAGAUCUGGCGUCGGCAAUGUGUUUAUUAAAAAUCUUGACAAAUGCAUUGAUAACAAAGCUAUAUAUGAUACUUUUUCUGCUUUUGGCAAUAUAUUAAGUUGUAAGGUAGCUCAAGAUGAGAAAGGUAAUUCUAAAGGAUAUGGUUUUGUCCAUUUUGAAACAGAAGAAGCUGCAAAUACUUCAAUUGAAAAAGUGAAUGGUAUGUUACUCCAUUCAAAAAAAGUUUACGUUGGACGUUUCAUUCCACGCAAAGAGCGUGAGAAGGAAUUGGGAGAAAAAGCAAAAUUAUUCACAAAUGUUUAUAUAAAAAAUUUUGGCGAAGAUAUGAAUGAUGACAAAUUAUACGAAAUGUUCGAGCCUUUCGGAAAAAUAACCAGUCACAAGGUUGUUACAAAGGAUGAUGGUAAAUCUAGAGGAUUCGGUUUUGUUGCAUACGAGACAACAGAAGCGGCUGAGGCUGCUGUAAAUGCUCUAAAUGGAAAGGAAGUAUCCGAAGGAAAAGUGUUAUAUGUUGGUCGUGCUCAGAAGAAAGCAGAACGCCAACAAGAGUUAAAACGGAAAUUUGAAGAAUUGAAGAAGCAGCGUCACGAUAGCCUGCAAGCAGUUAAUUUGUAUGUCAAAAAUUUAGAUGACACAGUUGAUGAUGAACGUUUACGCCAAGAAUUUUCUUUAUAUGGCACCAUAACAUCUGCCAAAGUAAUGUUGGAUGAGGACGGCCGAUCCAAAGGGUUUGGUUUUGUAUGCUUUAAUUCACCAGAUGCAGCAACACGUGGUGUAACUGAAAUGAACGGUCGUAUAAUUGGUUCUAAGCCGUUAUAUGUUGCUUUGGCUCAGCGUAAAGAAGAUCGCAAAGCGCAUUUGGCUACACAGUAUAUGCGUCAUGUAUCCGGAAUGCGUAUGCAACAAAUCAAUCAAAUGUUCCAACCAAGUGGCGCGGGCGGUUUCUUUGUACCAACAUUACCUCAACCACAACGUUUCUUUGGACCGCAAGUUGCUCCAAUUCGUUCAACUCCUCGUUGGGCUCCGCAAGCUCCUCGCCCAAAUCCAACAACACAAGGUGCAGCUAACGCAGCCGCAGCUGGAUUCCAAAAUGCAGCAAUGGCCGCUUCUGCUGCUGCGCAAUUUCGCCCAGGUGCUGCAGCUGCUGCUAGUAGUGUACGUGUUGCCCAACAAGCUCAAGCUCAAGCAGGUGCACAUGCACAAGCAAUACGCAAUACUGCUCGUGCCAUCACUGGCCAACAAGCUGGUGGUGCUAACAUACCUAUUGGAGCUACUCCUGUUGCUUCAGCAGCACAACAACGUGCAACAAAUUAUAAAUACACUUCAAAUAUGAGAAAUCCUCCAACUCAGCAACAAGUUCAACAACAAGGUGCAGUUCCCGCUAUGCAUCAAAAAGGUCAGGAACCUUUAAUCGCUAGUUUAUUAGCAAAUGCUACUGCACCAGAACAAAAGCAAAUAUUGGGAGAACGUCUCUUCCCAUUGAUUGAACGAAUGUAUCCACAUUUGGCUGGUAAAAUUACUGGUAUGUUGUUGGAAAUUGAAAAUUCAGAAUUACUUCAUAUGUUGGAAGAUAGUUCUUCAUUGAAAGCAAAAGUUGAUGAAGCUGUUGCCGUGUUACAAGCUCAUCAAGCUAAACAAACUGUAUCCCAAAAAAUUGAAUAAGUUCAAUGAAUUUAUUAAAAAUUCAAUAAUACCUAUCAAGUAUAAUAAGAAAUUUUAGAACGAAAAAAAAAUCAAGAAAGCAGUAACUUAAAAAAAAAAAAACUAAAAAUAAAAUAAAAAAAAUCGGAAAAAAUAAAAAAUCAGAAAAAUUUUAAAAUUCGACGGUAAUGAAACAUUUCGACAGCAAAAUCUCUUUAAGUUUCUUUUUCUUUUAUGGAUUUUUUUUUAACACUGAAUUCUUGUUUGUUAUAUAUCGUUAUAUAUCUAUUACUUCCCAAUAAAUCAGUUAAAUAAUUAAUCUAAUUAAAAGUGAAAAAUUUAAUUUUUUUUCAAAUGCGAAAUAUUGUUUUCGAAUUAAUUUUGAGCAAUAGAUUAUUAAAAUGAGACGAAAUAUCAAUACGACUUCUUUAUCUGUUUAUUAAUUAUUUUGAUUUUAAUAAUGCAUAUGUAAAUUUUGAUAAAACUUGAAAUAUUUCGAAUUGUUUUCAAUUACGAAUUCGACUUGAAAAUUUUUUCUAUAUAAUUUUGAAUUUCGUAAAUUAAACACACUCAAGAAAAAAAUUUUUGAAGGAAAAAAUUUUUACUUUGACAAUACAUACCUAAAAACAAUUUAAAAAAAAGAAAAAAAAAAAGAAAAAUUUUAAAAAGGAAAAACAUAAAAAGGCAAAAAAAACAAAAAGAAAAAAUAAACAAAAAAAAAGUAAAUUUGAAACGCAAAUAUAAAAUAUAAAACAAAACAUUUUUUAAAAGUUAAGGGUACAGUAAAAAAAAUUUUCUUAAAUUGAUUUAUAUUGCAAUUACCAGAAAUAAGCAUGUAUGUAUAACAUUGUGUUUCGAUUCUCAUGCAUUUCAAUAAAUUACUUUUCCAACAAUGUAUUCAUAACAAUAGUUUUAAAUUUUUUUUUUACAUUUUAAUUACUUUAUAUAAUAAAAUAGAAAAAUUUUACGAAAUUUUGAUUGAAUUCAAUUGCGAUACUUAGUACUCUUCAUUUUGCUAAAACAAAAAAUUUACAAACAUAAGUACCUAAUUGUUUUCCUGGUAAGAUUAUUACCUGAAUAAUUUUUCUUUUGUUUUUAUGUUAUGUGUUUAUGUAUGACUUUUUGGUUUUAAUUCCUUCAGAAAAAUUAAAAAAUUUUAUAACAAAAAAUAAAAAUUAAUUAUAAAACGAAAAAAAAAAAUCCAAAAAGUAUAAAAAAACAUAAUAGGUAAACACAAUAUAAAAAAGUAAUUAAAUAUUGGGUCGCCACUGACUAUUUACAAUUGUUUUUUUUGCUACUUUAAAACCAAAACAGAAAAAAAAACUUAAAAAAAAAAAACUAAUGAAAAAGAACCAAAAAAAUCGUAAAAAUUUGUAAAAUGAAAAAAAUAAUCAUAAAAACUGAAAUAAUUUUCGAAAAAAAUAAAAAUAAAUAAAAAAAAAAUUGAAAAUUGAAAAAAUCAACAAAAUCUAUGAAAAAUUCUAUACUGAAAAAAAGCAAAAACAUACAAAAAAAUUGAAAAAAAAUUUCUAAAAAAAAAUCAUAAAAAAUAUUUGAAAUUUUAUUCAUAUACAAAAGCAAAAAAGAAAAAAAAAAAUGCAUCCUUAAUCAAUUGCAAAUCCUUGUGUUGUUAAGAACGAAGAAAAUAAGAUAAAAAGAUUUUCUAUUCAAUUUUUUUUUUUGCAAUUUAAUUAUUGAAAUUAUAAAAAGGGGGGACAAUAGGUUUUUGUUUUUAAUUUUUUUUUUUAACUUUCAUUUUUAUUCUGUUGGAGAGAAUUAUUGUUAUACGUUUGAACAACUUAGUCAAAAUUGAAAAAAAUAACCAAAUUGCAUACUUUCAAGAUUUGCUUAUGUUAUUCUUAAUGUGUUAUUAAAUAUUUUUCAAUUUUAACAUCUUUUUUCAAAUAAAUUUAAUUCCAUUAAGUAGUUAAUACUUUUGUUACAAUAAGACAAAAAAAAAAAGAAGAAAAAUGAUUUUCUAAAAUCAAUAGCAAUAAAAAUGUUUUCACAUGAAUAGAUAAUAAACUUCGUUUUUAACAUUGCAAAGAAUUGAUACCUUGUUUUUAAGAAAUAUACAAGAAAAAAAAAACAUUUUUUGUUUUAAAUUACCCAAAAAGGAAAAAAAAAACAAUCUUGUUCAAAUUGAAAAAGAACAUUGAAAAUGGAAAACAAAAAAAGAAAAAAAAAUAGAAAAAAGAAUUAAAAUGAAAAAUAGAAAAAUGAUAAAAAAUGAAAUAUAAAAAGAAAAUUAUUGUGCUUUGAUGUAAAUUUAAUUUAGUAAAGAAAGAACAAAAAAAAAAGAAAUAUAUAAAACAAAAAUACAAAAUUUAUAUGUAAUACAAAAGCAACUUUAUAUUUUUUAUUUUUUUUUUUUAUUUUAUUUUUGUUUUUAAAUAGAUAUAUCACUUAUCCAAAAUUUUGUUUUGAAAAUUUUAUGUUUUGAGCGCAUUCUUUAAAUAUGUAUAAGGAAAAAGAGGCAUUGUUUCUCAAUAUAUAGAAGAAAACAACCAAUUUUUAAAAAUUAAAAUUUAAUUAUAAUAAAUAAAAAUUAAACUUAAAACUUUAAAUAUAGUAAAUCUCUCUGUGUAAAGUUUAAUAAAACAAAAGUAUAACGUAAUAAAUAUUAUAUAUUAAAAAAAAAAAUUUAAACAAAAAAUAAGCAGAUAAAAAAUCAUCAGCAUUGCAAAAAUUAUUACUAUUAAUUUUUUUUUCUUUUUUUCAUAAUGCAAAAUAGAAUUUUAGGGUUCAAUAUUUUACAAAUUUAUAUAUGUAUAAAAUAUAUGCAAAAUAUAAAAAUAUAACUAUAUAUUUUAUAUAUUAUAAUAUAGAAAAAAAAAAUAUAAAUAGCUAAUUGUGUUUCAAAAAGAAAAAAAAAAAAAAAACAAAAUACUAAACUGCAAUAAUAUGAAUGCCUCGAUUACAAUUUUUAAAUGAACAAAAAAAUCUUAAACAACAACGGUGGUAACGAUUUUUGUCUAUAAUAAUUUUUUUUUCUACUUUUUUUUUUUUUUAAUCAUGUAUGUACAUAAACUGAUAAUAAAUUAGUAAAUAAUUAUGGACUAUAAAAAUCAAAAAAAAAAAAAAACUAAAAAACAAAAAAAGAAAAAAAAAAGCGAAAAGCCUCCCUUUAAACUAAAACAUAUUUUCCAUUACAGAAAAACAUGAAAAAAAAAUUUAAGAAAUUCAACAAAAACUAAUAUGUAUAUACAUACAUAAAUAUAUAAAAAGAGAUACAAAAAAAAAAAAAAGGAAAAAAUAAAAAAAAAAAAACAAAAAAUUUAAAAUGAUAAAUUAAUGAAAAUUGCAAAAAAAUAAAAAAAAAAUCAAUAAAAAAGAAAAAAAUAAAAAAUUUCAAAAAAACCUUAAAAAUUAAGAAAAAUACCGGAUUGGAAUUAAAAUUUUUAUAUUUAAUUGAAUUAUUUUUUUUAUUUUAAUUUAAUCAUAUUUUAUUUACUUAUUAUAACAUUAUAUUAUUAAUUAAUAAUUAUUAUUAUAUUAAUUAAAUUUUUUUUUCUUAAUCGAUUCCUUAAUCAUCAUUGAUUUCUUUUGAUUCAUCUCUUUUUUACCAUUUUAAUUAAAUAUCAAUUAUUAUAUUACACGAAAUACCAUAAAUAUAUUAUGAAUUAUGUAAAUGUGAAAUAUUGGUAAAUAGAUUUGAUCAAAUUUAAUUUUAUUUCAAUUUUUAUUUUUUUUUUGGAAAAAUUUUAUUAUGAUAAAUAAAGAAAUUAAAAAUAUUUAAAAAUUUAAAUUAAAAAAGAAAUAUAAUAUAUACAUAUAAAUAUAUUUAUAUAUAUAUAUUUAUAUAUAUACACAUUUAUGUAUGUAUACAACAUAUUUACAUGGAUGUAUAUACAUAUAAUUAUAUAUAUAUAGAUACACGCAAAAAUAUAUAUUUUAAUCAAAUCUUAAUUACUUAUUAAUUAUUAUUAUUAUUAUGUUAUCAAUUACUCUGUACUUUAUUAAUUAUAAAUUUUCAAAAAGGAGAAAUAAAGGAUAUUCAAAUUCCAUUUCGAGAUAAAAAAAAAAAGAUGUGCUUUUUAUUUAUAUUAUUUUUUUUCGUUUUCGUCUUAAUUAUAGUGAAGAUAAAUACGUUAACUAAGUCCUCGUCAUACGACAUUUUUGGUUCCAGAAAUUUAUGUCGUAACUCGUCGUAAUUGUCGCUUGAGGAAGAAAAAAAAUUGUAUAGAAACAAAAAGUGAAUUAGAUAAACUAUUUUAUAUUAUAAUUCACCUGUUUUUUUAAAAAAAAGGUAACAAAGAUUAAAAAAAUAACAAAAUAUAAUAACGAAACCAAAACAAUAAUUUAAUUUUGUAACAAAAAUAAAAAAAAAAAAAUCUGAUUAAAUUGA